Molecule: messenger RNA, 702 nt
Organism: Saimiri boliviensis boliviensis (Bolivian squirrel monkey)
Lineage: Eukaryota; Metazoa; Chordata; Mammalia; Primates; Cebidae
Source: RefSeq, a predicted model, not a curated record
AUGAGAGGCUCCCCGCAGGGCCGGCCCCGCACAGCAGGGCCGGGCAGGUGCUUCCCGUUUGGCUGCCGAAGAGCCGAGAGUUCACAGAUUGAGGAACGAGCCCAGGGACCCGGCCAGCCCGUGCGGGCGCUGGGACCGGAGCCCAGGUCCCGGGUUCGCCGCGCGACUCCCGACUUCCUCUCCUUUCGCCCAGCGGGGAGCUCGGCCACCGCAGAGAGGACAGAACAGCUGCAUAGCUUCGCCAGUGAGAGCCUGGACGCCUCCGCCUCUGCCUCAGUGCAGCACCUCAUCCCACUGCACGGUGUGGUCAUGGUGUUCCUGCCCCAGCUGCUCCUUCCUGUGUGUGGCUGGAUCUGUGGACUGCUCAGCUCCCUGGCCCAGAGAGCGCCUCUGCUGCUCUCCACCCGCUGCUGCUUCCUGCUGGGGCCCUGGGGGAGUGCCCUGACCCUGGCAGGGGUCAGCAUCUACGUCAGGUACACGCACCCGGCCUUCACGGAGACUGCACGGCAGUACGGCCCGAAGCACGUGCGGGGUGUUUGCAUCAGCUUCGGCUGGUCCCUGGCCCUGGCCUGGGGCUUCUGCACGUCGGAGGCCCUCGACGGAGCCCUCCUGGUCUCAGCGCUGAGACCCCCACUCUGUGGUCAUCCGAGUCCCCAGCAGGUGGGAGGGAGUGAUGAGAAGAGUUCAGAAAAGAGGAAGUAA